CGCUUGAGAAGUGAGGGUGUUUGAAUGGUGAGCUGUCAGGGGGCUAACUCUCUGCCAACAGUAUCGCUGCACCUUCGUGCUUUGCCUGAGAUCCCCCCCAAUCCAAGUCGAAUUUGGUGUAUACAGCCAUACCGUUGUAUUUGUAUCCUCUCUUUCUCCCGUUCUUCCCCACCCCCCACUCCCUCUGCCGUCUGGCCAAUGCUGGGAUCUGGGAUCUAGUCGCCCCCUUCCUGCAUCCUUCCCGCCUCUCCCCACCCUCUUCUUCUCUCAUCUUCGCACCACCCAGCCCCACUCCCACGUACCCAAAGGAUCAAGAGCAAAGACACCCGGAGAAGGCAAGGGCUAGUCCCAUCUCAGAUCCAAGGAGGCCUCGGCAGGGAUUGCGCUGUGAGUGACAACCUUUCAGGAAGCGAAAAAGAGAGAGAGAGACCCAGACACCAAGCCAGGGCUCUACAGGACUGCGAAGCUCACCACUGAAUCGAGGGCACCGAGAUCUUAAAUGACAAUAAUAACAAUAAAUUAAAAAAAAAAAAAACAGUCUGGGACACUCACUAAGCCUUGCUUGCCUGCCACCCAGGGCAUAUUAAAGCUGUGGUCGUGAGCUCUGUCACUAACAUCGCCGCGCUAGGUGAGCGCCCCGCUCUCCUAUUGGUAUGCAGCGACCAUUUCCCUGAAAGUCUCAAAGGUGGAAACACUUAGAAGGAUUACAAGAGUGAUUUGGUGGCCUUUGUGAAAGUUGGCGGCCAGAAGAGGACAAACUGCAAGGCUACGGCAUGAUGGAUACAAUUCAGCUUCGGGAGAGUUUGCAGCUCCGGCUGGGAAGUCCCUCGGAGCAAACCUGGGAGAUCGUGAGCGCCCUGCACUGAUAGUUUUGUAAUCAACCACGGACCAUGAAACCUUCUAUAGCUGAGACAUUUCACAGAGGAAGGAUGCUGUGGAUUAUUCUUCUAAGCACAAUUGCUCUAGGAUGGACUACCCCGAUUCCCCUGAUAGAGGACUCAGAGGAAAUAGAUGAGCCCUGUUUUGAUCCAUGCUACUGUGAAGUGAAAGAAAGCCUCUUUCAUAUACAUUGUGACAGUAAAGGAUUUACAAAUAUUAGUCAGAUUACUGAGUUCUGGUCAAGACCUUUUAAACUGUAUCUGCAGAGGAAUUCAAUGAGGAAAUUGUACACCAACAGUUUUCUUCACUUGAAUAACGCUGUGUCCAUUAACCUUGGGAACAAUGCAUUGCAGGACAUUCAAACAGGAGCCUUCAAUGGUCUUAAGAUUUUAAAGAGGCUGUAUCUACAUGAGAACAAACUAGAUGUCUUCAGAAAUGACACCUUUCUUGGCUUGGAAAGUCUCGAAUAUCUGCAAGCAGAUUACAAUGUCAUUAAACGCAUUGAGAGUGGAGCAUUUCGGAACCUAAGUAAAUUGAGGGUUUUGAUUUUGAAUGAUAAUCUCAUCCCCAUGCUUCCAACCAACUUAUUUAAGGCUGUCUCCUUAACACAUUUGGACCUACGUGGAAACAGGUUAAAGGUUCUCUUUUAUCGAGGAAUGCUGGACCACAUUGGAAGAAGCCUGAUGGAGAUCCAGCUGGAAGAAAAUCCCUGGAACUGUACAUGUGAGAUUGUGCAACUAAAGAGUUGGCUGGAGCGCAUUCCUUACACUGCCCUGGUGGGAGACAUCACCUGUGAGACCCCUUUCCACUUUCAUGGGAAGGACUUGAGAGAAAUCAGGAAGACAGAACUCUGCCCUCUGUUGUCCGACUCUGAGGUGGAGGCUAGUUUGGGGAUUCCCCACUUGUCAUCCAACAAGGAGAAUGCAUGGCCAACUAAGCCUUCCUCCAUGUUGUCCUCUGUCCAUUUUACUGCUUCUUCUGUUGAAUACAAGUCUCCAAAUAAACAACCCAAGCCCACCAAACAGCCCCGAACACCAAGGCCACCAUCCACAUCUCAAGCUCUAUAUCCUGGUCCAAACCAACCUCCCAUCGCUCCUUACCAGACCAGACCACCCAUUCCCAUUAUAUGCCCUACUGGGUGUACCUGUAAUUUGCACAUCAAUGACCUUGGCUUGACUGUCAACUGCAAAGAGCGAGGAUUUAAUAAUAUUUCUGAACUUCUUCCAAGGCCACUGAAUGCCAAGAAACUGUACCUGAGUAGCAAUCUGAUUCAGAAAAUAUACCGUUCUGAUUUUUGGAAUUUUUCUUCAUUGGAUCUCUUGCAUCUUGGGAACAAUCGUAUUUCCUAUGUCCAAGAUGGGGCCUUUAUCAACCUGCCCAACCUAAAGAGCCUCUUUCUCAAUGGCAAUGAUAUUGAGAAACUGACACCAGGCAUGUUCCGAGGCCUACAGAGUUUGCACUAUUUAUACUUCGAGUUCAAUGUCAUCCGGGAGAUCCAGCCUGCAGCCUUCAGCCUCAUGCCCAACUUGAAGCUGCUAUUCCUCAACAACAACUUGCUGAGGACUCUACCAACGGAUGCCUUUGCAGGCACAUCCCUGGCUCGGCUCAACUUGAGGAAAAACUACUUCCUUUACCUUCCUGUGGCUGGUGUUCUAGAACACCUGAAUGCUAUUGUCCAGAUAGACCUCAAUGAGAAUCCUUGGGACUGUACCUGUGACCUGGUCCCCUUCAAACAGUGGAUUGAAACCAUCAGCUCAGUCAGUGUAGUAGGUGAUGUACUUUGCAGGAGCCCUGAGAACCUCACUCACCGGGAUGUGCGCACAAUUGAACUGGAAGUUCUCUGCCCAGAGAUGCUGCACACUGCGCCAGCUGGAGCAUCACCAGCCCAGCCUGGAGAUCCUCACCUUCCUGGGGGGCCGACCAGUGCAUCACCUUAUGAGUUCUCUCCUCCCGGGGGUCCUGUGCCGCUUUCUGUGUUGAUUCUCAGCCUACUGGUUCUGUUUUUCUCAGCAGUCUUUGUUACUGCAGGCCUUUUUGCCUAUGUGCUCCGACGGCGCCGGAAGAAGCUGCCCUUCAGAAGCAAGCGACAGGAAGGUGUGGACCUUACUGGAAUCCAGAUGCAAUGCCACCGGCUUUUUGAGGAUGGUGGAGGAGGUGGAGGUGGAAGUGGAGGUGGUGGUCGACCCAAUCUUUCUUCCCCAGAAAAGGCCCCUCCUGUGGGUCACGUAUAUGAGUACAUCCCACACCCAGUUACCCAGAUGUGCAACAACCCCAUUUACAAGCCUCGCGAGGAGGAGGAAGCGGCUGUCGCAUCAGUCCAGGAGGCAGGGAGUGCAGAGCGCGGAGGUGCUGGGACACAACCGCCAGGAAUGGGGGAGGUCCUCCUAGGAAGUGAGCAGUUUGCUGAAACACCCAAGGAGAAUCACAGCAACUACCGGACCUUGCUGGAAAAAGAAAAGGAGUGGUCCCUGGCAGUAUCCACUUCCCAGCUCAACACCAUAGUGACGGUGAAUCAUCAUCACCCUCAUCCUCACCAUCCAGCAGUUGGUGGGGUUUCAGGGGUAGUUGCAGGAACUGGGGGAGACAUGGCUGGGUUCCGCCACCAGGAGAAGAAUGGUGGGGUGGUGCUGUUUCCUCCUGGGGGAGGCUGUGGUGGUGGCAGCAUAUUACUAGACCGAGAGAGGCCACAGCCAGCCCCCUGCUCAGUGGGGUUCGUGGACUGUCUCUAUGGCACAGUGCCCAAAUUAAAGGAACUGCACGUCCACCCUCCUGGCAUGCAAUACCCAGACUUACAGCAGGAUGCCAGGCUUAAAGAAACCCUUCUCUUCUCGGCUGGAAAGGGCUUCACAAACCACCAAACCCAAAAAAGUGAUUACCUCGAGUUAAGGGCCAAACUUCAAACCAAGCCGGAUUACCUCGAAGUCCUGGAGAAGACAGCAUAUAGGUUCUGACUGAAAAGUAAAGAUAAAUUAGUGCUUUUUUUUCAAAAGAAAAGAAAAAUGAAAGAAAUAUAUCCCUUGCUCCCUUUACACUUUCCCCAAUAAAUCCAUUCUCACAAACUUCCCUGCCCUGAACGGAACUGAAACCGCAUGAUAACUAGAAAAUACAGAUGUAUGUGCUCCCCUCGCAAAUGUGAUUUGGAGGAAGGGCCAUACUCAGAUCAUUAAUCAAUGAAGUGCCUUCGCAGACUUUUGCCAGCAAAUGUUAUCAUUAUUUUUUUUAUACAGAAAUUUGAGACAUUGACUGUGCCAUGUAUAAGGUAUAAUGCGGAUCGGUGUAUUGAUCCUAAUUAAGUAAAAUUCAAUGUAUCUUUUUUAUUUUCAGUAACUAUUUUUUUUCUAGUUUAGUUUUGUUUGACAGGGAGCAGAGAAAACAAAUUGAAUUUUGUGUCUCUCUUUCCUCUCCCCAUCAUGGCACAGACCCUGUACAUGUAUUAACACUGCAGUUUGCUGCAUGCCUGGAAACUGCAAGAUGGGGAGGGAGGGGGCGGGUCUUUGCUCGAAUGUUCUCACCCACUCUUUUUUCUCUCCCACACAUACCCACAAGCAAAUCACAAAUCCCUGCGCACAGGUCCCUGAACCUGCAGCCUCUUGCUUCUGGUGCGGGCACACACACACACACACACACACACAACACACACACACAACACACACACACACUACUCCCAUUCAGACCAAUCUAAUUAGUUCAGGUUUGAUCCAUUUGUCUCCUCUCUAUAGCUCCACCUUUCCCUUCAUCCCUAGUGUACAGCUCAUAACAUCUCUCCAACCACCUAGGAAAAGUCAUAUUCUAGGCUGGAUCCUGCGGAAGUGGAGGCCCGGUGGUUUAAUGGCCAGAGGCACACACCUAGGGAUGAGCAUCCUAUUUGUGACACUUCAUCCUGAUGCCAAGAUUUUUUGGAGAACAUCUGCACUUUCUUAUAUAUAUAUAUAUAUAUAAAAGAGCAACUGGGUAUAUAUCACUAACAGCUUUGUAGGAAGCACUUUUAAUGUUUUCUCUCACACACAAAGAUUCAAAAGAAAUGUGCAUAUAUUUAUUCUGUAAUUUCAGUUAUUAUAAAUUGUAAAGGUAAUGUUUAAUCAUUGUAUAGUGAUUAUGCGUCUGGUAUAGCUUUCCUAAUAAAAAGUUUUUGAAAAACAUAAUACAUUAUAUAUAGAGGAUACAAAGCUUGAACUUUUAACUCCAGCUAUGCCAUGCCUUUCGUGUUCACAUUAAAAAACAAAAACAAAAACCUUUCCUUUACUCGUUACACAGAAAGCUAGUUUACUAACAAAGUUUGAUGCACUGUGAUGUUGAUAUAUGUUGUAACCACCCCCAUUCCAUACCAGGAUAUAAUUGGGACUUUUAAAAAAUCUGAUAUAUAUAUAGUUCACUUAUUUUUUAUUGUAUUAUUAUUUCAAAGUUAGUACCCCAAUAAUGCACCAUUUUUCCUAGGCAGGAUGUAAUUGGGAAAAAAAUAAGGUAACUAGACUGCUAAGAAGUCUAGCAUUAAGAGGAGGUAUUUGGGGAUUGAGGCAUCUUAAGACACUGAUAAAAGGAAAAGAAAAAUUGCUAUUCUUGUAUUAAAAACAUGCACACUAAAAUCACUCACACACACACACACACACACACACACACUAACCAAUCAAAAUCUAAGGCCAAGGGGUCAAUUUGUCAGAAUCCUGUUAUCUGUGAAAGUUGUCACAUAUGUAGCUACUGUUUUUUUCCAACCACAUAUGGCAACUGGACCCAUUCAUGCUUGAACUAAGUCAGAGGAAGUUGAAUGAGCUUUUC
Phyllostomus discolor (pale spear-nosed bat) is the source of this 5652-nucleotide messenger RNA. It is a transcript of the gene SLITRK3, whose product is annotated as SLIT and NTRK like family member 3. The transcript has 2 exons. Gene Ontology annotation, biological process: positive regulation of synapse assembly; regulation of presynapse assembly; axonogenesis. Gene Ontology annotation, molecular function: protein binding. Lineage: Eukaryota; Metazoa; Chordata; Mammalia; Chiroptera; Phyllostomidae. The record is from RefSeq and is a predicted model, not a curated record. Bases 891 to 3830 code for a protein of 979 amino acids. Gene Ontology annotation, cellular component: postsynaptic density membrane; GABA-ergic synapse.